Molecule: messenger RNA, 2013 nt
Organism: Schistosoma margrebowiei
Lineage: Eukaryota; Metazoa; Platyhelminthes; Trematoda; Strigeidida; Schistosomatidae
Source: the annotation of a GenBank genome assembly
AUGAACUAUAGUCCCAUUAUGAGUUCAGAUGACAAAAAAGAAACGGAAACAGCCAACGAAUGUGAUGAGGGUUUUUUACCUGAUGUAAACCCUACUUUGGAAUCUCCGCGAUCCUCUAUAGCCAUGAAAAUGAAUCGUCAUGAUAGGGAUAAAGACACAUUGCUACCUCCUUCCCCUCCAAAGUUUGUGUCAAUGAAUCAACUUGCGGAAGCAGCUAAAGCAUUCUAUAAUAUGUCUUUAGCACAUGAAAUAACUGUGGAUUCUGAGUUUAGACUGGAAAAAUAUGAACCACAAGAAAAAAGUUUGGAAUAUUGUAUCAAAGAAACAAUGCAUAGAGCAUUUUGGGAUAUUUUACGAUCUAGUUUAGAUUGUGAUCCUCCAGACUAUGAACCAGCUUUACGCUUAUUGGAAGAAGUUAAACAGUCAUUACAAAGUUUAGUUUUGCCUAAUCAAACAACAUUGAAAACACUUAUUGAAAAUCUUUUGGAUAUGGAUAUAGCUAAAUCUCAAUUAGAAGAAACUGGUUAUUUAAGUUUAGAAAUUUAUAAAAAUGAAGUAAUUAAUUUAAUGAAACAAUUUUGUGCUCCAAUACGUGAUCAAGAAGUUGAAGAUUUAAGAAAAAUCGAUGAUCCAAUUGAUGCAUUCAAAAAUGUCUUUAUUUUAUUGGAUAAAAUGCAUAUGGAUUUGGCUAAUUUUACAAUUGAACAAAUGAGACCAUAUAUUCGUCAACAGGCUGUUACUUAUGAACGAACAAAAUUUGCUACAUUUUUAGAAGCUCAACAAAAACUUGGUAUUGAUGGCUUAGCUCAUACACGUGAUUGGAUUAAACAAGCACAUGAUAAUCUUCUUGAUGUAUCACAUCAACCAAUUAAUCAUGAGUGCCUUAAUGCAUCCAACAAUAUCAACACCAAUAAUAAGUACACUCCAGUGGAUCUUAAAAACACUUCAGAUAGUUGUUCUACCACAAGUAAUGAUACUAUCCCAUUGACACCGAAUAAUAUACUACGUGAAGCUUACUUAAAGUUAUUGAUAUGGCCACGUGAUCGUGAUUGGCCUGAGACAAUGCUCAUGGAUCAAUAUCGUCUUAUAGAUUUAGGCAAUCAAUUAACUAUUAUUGUCAAUUUGACAUCUCUUGUUCUGGUUGUAUGUAACUAUAUAGCAUCGAAUGUAUCAACAUUCACUACAACUGGAUUAUCUUCAUUAACUGCAACAAAACCUAUUUUAUCAAUUCCACUUGAAACUAGUUUACCACAUGAUGCAAUGAUACAAUUGAAAAAAUCUAUUUGUCAAGAUGUUGCACCAAUAUUACAUGGAAUCUCUUUAAAUUAUAAACCUGAUCAAUUAGUUGAUGAUAUAAUUGAACAAGUUAUAUUGACUAUUGAAUUAUGGUAUAAUCGAUGCAUACAAUCUUGUAAUUUAAUUACAUCAUCAUCAUCCUCAUCCUCAUCUAACUUAUCAACAUUAACUGAGCAUAAAUCAUUAUGUACAACUGCUUCUAUGACAGAUUAUGGACGUAAUGAAUUAAGCUUACAAUUGACUUCAGUUAUUAUCAGUGAACAUCCUGUUUAUAAACUUAUGUAUAAACGAGCUAUGGAUUUUCUACGCUCUGCAUUAUCAUCCUACCCUCCUGAACCAUUACCUUUACCUCCAGGUUUCAGUGUUCUACUUGAUCUUGAUCAAGAUAAACUCAGUUCUUCCACCAGCGAAAAUGGGACUACUGUUGGUUAUUUACGAAAACCUCCAUUAAACAUCCCGACAACAAUGAUGUCAGGUGGUAGUAGUACCACUACUGGAUUACUUUUCCAUUCUUCCCCUUCUAGUCCACAUAAAGAAUCAAUCAACAGUUUUAAAACUUCUAAAUUUGAAAUAUUAAGUUUAUCCGAUUUAGCAAGUCGUCUUCUACCAUUAUUAGCUCAUAAUCGUCAUGUAUUCGGUUCAUAUUAUGCUGAAAUUAUUCAACCGUUACUUAUGCCGGAAAUUCAAAAACUUUCUAAUAAUAAUAGUGAAAAAUGA